Messenger RNA from Lathyrus sativus (Indian pea), 522 nucleotides. The record is from the annotation of a GenBank genome assembly. Lineage: Eukaryota; Viridiplantae; Streptophyta; Magnoliopsida; Fabales; Fabaceae.
AUGAAUCACUGUGGUUACCAGCAGAAGAACGCCAUGAGAAGCUGUGAAGAGAUGAGGAUGGAAUCUGUGGUUUGCCCUAAGCCUCGUAGAUUUGGUCUGAUGAACAACUCAUUUAUUAACAAUAACAACAACCAUAUCAGAUCAUAUAAGCCACAAAUUAUCAGCUACCAAUCAGAGCUUGAAGGUUCAGGUGUCAUGGAAGAUCUUCUUGAUAUUAUUCUCCCCAAGGAAAAUAGCUAUAUGGAAAGAUUUGGAGACCAAAUGGCAUCAUCACCACCCCCAUUUUUUUGUGGAUCUCCACCUAGCAGGGCUUCAAACCCUGUGAUCCAAGAUGAGCAAUUUGGUAAUGGCAAUGGUCAUGGAAAUUUUAGUCCAUUUUCCAUGGCACCCUCUUCACCAUCUUCCUCAGCUAGAAGCUGUGUUCCAAUGAAGUUUGGUCACAAACAAGCUGCAGUGAGGAUUGAAGGUUUUGAUUGUCUCAAUAGGGAUAGGCGCAACCGCAGUAUUUCAGCUGUUGCAUAA